Erigeron canadensis is the source of this 551-nucleotide messenger RNA. Its product is annotated as 40S ribosomal protein S25. The transcript is spliced from 4 exons. Gene Ontology annotation, molecular function: structural constituent of ribosome. The record is from RefSeq and is a predicted model, not a curated record. Lineage: Eukaryota; Viridiplantae; Streptophyta; Magnoliopsida; Asterales; Asteraceae. Bases 107 to 433 code for a protein of 108 amino acids. Gene Ontology annotation, cellular component: cytosolic small ribosomal subunit.
GCAGCAGGCCCAACAUAAAAAUACUUAAAAUCUCAUACAUUGUUUUACAUCUUAACCCUAGCCACCACCCAAACACCACUACCAGACUUCUUCUUUCUUCUUCUUCAUGGCGCCUAAGAAGGAGAAAGCUCCUCCUCCGUCAUCCAAGCCUGCCAAGUCCGGUGGUGGCAAACAGAAAAAGAAGAAAUGGAGCAAAGGAAAGCAAAAGGAGAAGGUAAACAACAUGGUUUUGUUUGAUAAGGCGACUUAUGACAAGCUUCUUUCUGAAGCUCCAAAGUUCAAACUCAUCACUCCUUCUAUCUUGUCAGACAGAUUAAGGAUUAAUGGUUCGUUGGCAAGAAAGGCAAUCAAGGAUUUGAUGGCAAGAGGUGCUAUUAGGAUGGUAUCUACUCAUGCUAGCCAACAAAUCUAUACCCGAGCUACCAACACUUAAGCUAUGCAGGCUAUUGUAUCUUUAGAUUUAAUGAAGGCUUGAUUUUCUGUUUCGGUUUCGAUUACUUUGUUUCUCAGGAGUUUAUACAUUAAUGCAUUCCCGAUUUUUGUUUCCUUCA